Molecule: messenger RNA, 8653 nt
Organism: Paramecium sonneborni
Lineage: Eukaryota; Ciliophora; Oligohymenophorea; Peniculida; Parameciidae
Source: the annotation of a GenBank genome assembly
AUGAAUUUGCUUUAUCUAUUAUUAUGGGUUUAAUAGAGUAUAGGUUCUUAUCAUAAAGGGAAUUAUUUAUUUACUGAAACAGUGAAAGGAACAUGUGAUUUUACAAGAAAAAGUUAAUACAUAUAUGAUUAUAAGGUAGUUUAGUCAUAAAUGUUAGGACCUAGGAGGUAGUAAAUUAGAUGAAGCAUUAUCGAUAGGGUUUGGAUUUUGGCUAUUUUUUGAUACUUCAAAGUAGGAGCUUCUGUAUAAUGUAAGUAAUCUAUUCUUUUUGAGUGAUAAUGAUAAUUCUUUUAAUUUCAGAAUAAUAUCUUUUGGAUUAAAGAAAUAUGGUAUAAAUUCAACAUUAGAGUUAUUUUAACAAGAUUAGAUAUUAAAAUAAGGUCCAUCAAUAAAUAUAAAUACAUAAGAUUUAAUGGAUGAUAAAUGGUAAUUUGUUUACGUUUCUUAUGAUUUUUUAUUUUUGAAAUAUUCAUUAGGAGUGUUUGAAGCAGAUAAAACAGUGAUUAUAAAUGGUACAUAUUCAUGUCCAAGUUAAUUGAAAUAUUGUACAAAUGAAACAUUGCCAUAGCCAUUUUUAAAAAGAGAGAAAUUAAAAUUAUAUAUUGCUUAGAAUGGACCAUAUAGAAAUGAUACAAUGAAGAGUAGGUCAUGGUGUGGAAGUGUAUCGGGAUUUUAAUAUUAUCUGGAUGUACUAAUGGUGAGUGAUUACAAUUUAGAUGCUUUGAUGUAUGGUUAUGAUAAAUCUGGAAUAUAUUUGAAUUAUCCAUUAACUUAGAUGAGUGGAAAUUAACUAUAUGAUUAUAGUGGUUAAGAAUUAGAUAUUCAACAUGAUAUAACUGUAGAUUGGACAGAUUAAGCAUUUACAAUUGGAUAACCUAUAUCUAUUAAUUUACCUCUUAAAAGAUUCUUAUAUAAUAGAUUCUUUAUAUCUUUCUGGUUAAAAGUAGAUGCUGGUAUUAAUUUCGCAAUAUUACAAAGAAUGGUUGAUAGUGUAAUUAUGUUUGAAUUGGAUAUCACAUAUUAUGCUAUAGGAAAUUAUUAUUUCUUUACAGUGAUAAGAGAAAACUUUAAUUCUUAAAUAGAUGUUUAAUUUAAUGUAAAUUAAUGGAACCAUUUUGUACUUAUCUUUAAUUAUGAUAAAAUAUCCUAUGAAGAUGGAAUUUAAACUAAAGCUAAAAUUUAUAAAAAUAAUGAAGAUCCAUAAUAUUUUGAUUUAACUGUUCCUAUUUAUAAUGCUGCUCAAGAUAGUGAUGUUCUUACAUUUGGUAAAAGAGAUUCGAUAGCUUCAGGAAAGACUUUAAAAAUUGUCAAUCUUUAAUUUCAUUAAGGAGCAAGAGUAUAUAGUCAUAAAAGUAAAGAAGCUGGAGAUAAUACAUGUUUAUUAUCCGCUCCAAAAGUAUUCUAAUAUAAUUGUUUAUUAUGUUCAGAUGGUUAUUUUCUAUUCCAAAAUAAAUGUAUAACUAGUUCUGAUUGUACCAAUCAAAAUGGUCUAGCAGAUGCUGAUAAAAAGAUUUGUCUACCUUAAUGCGAUUUUAAAUGUAAAACUUGUAAUAUUCUAACACCUACUAUUUGUACACUUUGUAUUAACAACUUAUAACUCAAUAGCGGAGUUUGUAGUUGUCCAAAUAAUGGAUAUAUUGGAAAUGGAUUAUAAUUAAAAUGUAAAGAAUUUAAUGAAGUUUAAUUCACUGAAAUUGGUACUUAUUAAGCAAUCUUAAAUUAUGUUAAAAGCGGAAUCAAUCAAAGAAAAGACGAAUUACAAAUCUUUUUUAAGUAAACUUUCUCUAGUAUCCCUUCUGUUAUUGUAGCUAUUAAAGAAAUUAAAAUCACCAAAGGAAAUUCAUUUAAAUUAUUAGCCACUCAAGUUACUUAAGAAACAUUUGUACUCUCUGUUGAAGCUUUUGAUCAAACUACUAUUGAAAAUCUUGCUAUAAAUUAUUUUGCUACUCUCUAAUCUGAUUUAUUCGUUUUGAUGUAGGAAGAAUAUGAUACUACCAAUUCUUUUGCCAUUGGAAGCGGAAAUAGACUUCAUCAAGUCUAAAUAUUAUUAAAUGAAUGGAAUAUCAAAUUACAUUAUCCUAAAGUUAUACCAUAUUUUAAUGGGAUGUAAUUUGUAUCAGGCACUAAUAAUGUUACUGUUUCUUAAAGUUACUCAGUUGAUAAUAUAAACAAAUAUAUACUUGUAGACUUUCAAAUCAAAGGAGAUAUAUAAAUUAGCAAGAUUUAUUAUAGUUUCAUUCUGAUAUCUGAAGAAUUUGAAACCUUGAUCUCAUAAUUUAAUUCCUAAUCUCAUGUAUUAUGGAUUACUUAACCAGGAGCUUAAAAAUAAAAUACAACAAUGUACUCUUUUAAAAAUCCAUAAAUUAACCAUUUCUAUGGUAUCUCAGUUCUAGGAUAUGUAAAUUCUGAAAUUAAAAAUAUUGCAGUUCAUAGUGAAUUAAAUUCACAAAUUAAUCAAUAUAAUUUAUUUGCUAUUACAGAUGAUGAUACAAUAAUAGAUUUUUUAUAAAUAUAAAUAAUAGGAAUUGGAAUUAAUUGCUAAACAUAUGGUUGUUCUUAAUGUAAAUCAUCUCCUGUAGAUUGUUUAAUUUGCAAAGAUAAUUCUUUACUCCCUGCUUAAUAAUGUUUGAAUUGUGCAAUUAAUCAAUAUUUAGAUUCAGAAUAUUCAUGUUAACCAUGUAAAUGGAAUUGUUAAACUUGUGAAGAUGCUGAUUAAUGUCUGACAUGUCCUAUUAAUGUUAAUAGAUAUGAUGAUCCUAUAAAUAAGUGUCCAUGUUAAAAUGGUUAUUAUGAUAAUGGAGUAGCCCUGUGUGUUUAAUGUGAUUGGAGAUGUGAAACUUGUGAAUAGUCUGCUACUAAAUGUACAUAAUGUAAGGGAGCUAAUCGUAAUUCUGAUAAAUCAUGUUUAUGCAAUGAUCAAUUUUAUGAAGUAGGAACAGAUUUGAUUUGCAAGAGUACAAUAAUUAUCAAUAUAUAGACUGUUAGGAGCCUUGUGAUUAGUGCGAUGUAUUAGGAUGUAUUACUUGUUUAGGAAAUAGAGUAAUCAAUGGUAUUAAAUAAUGUGUUUGCCCAACAGAUGGAAUUGCUAUUGCUAAAAGUUAAUAUUGUGAGACAUGUGAUACUGCUGAAGUAUUAGUGACAUUAAAUGAAACAACAGAAUCAUUAAGUGUAUUCUUUGUAAAAGAAAAUACUACUUUUGUUACUUUAGAUUAUUCUUCUUAUGCUCCAUAGGAUUUAUGUAUUAAAAUAAUUGAUAGUACUUAAUUAUCCAGAUUUGGAUUAGGUCCUAAAUGUUAUUAUAAUGGUACUAAUAUUAACAUAGAAUUUGGAAUUCAAUCAUAAAUUAAUUUAAUGGAAGAAAUUUAAUUAAUAGAAAAAGUAUUUGUUAAAGCUAGUUGUAAAAUACCUAUUAAAAAAUAUGUUCUUAAUAUGCUUUAAUUUCCUACCAUUGAAAUCUAUUCACCUUAAUUUACAAUUGAUGGACCAUUAUUUCCUGUUUUUAUUUGUAAAUCAGUUACUCUUAGUGUAUCUAAUAUAAAAUAUGCAGGAAAACGAUAAUUAUCAAAGAUUGACUGGAAAUUAAUAGAAAGUGAUGCAAAUUAAACAGUAAUUGAUAGUAUCAAUGUUGUAUUAAAGGAAGCUAAUUAAAAUAAUUUAGAUACUAUUACUUUUAAUUCAAAAUAAUUCUAAAAUUUUACAAAUUAUACUUUUGAAGCAACAGGGUUAUCAUUUGCAACAAAAAUAGGUUCAUAAAGUUUCAAAUUAUAAACUUUAGGUUUAGUUUAACCAAUCAUUUAAGCUGAUAUAACUCAUUUUAAUCAUUAUUAUAAAUAAUCUUUAAUAAUUCCUGUAACAGUAUCUUAUUAGAUUUGUUAAUCAACAAAGAUUGUAGAAGAAUCUAAUAAUCUAACAUUAUUUUGGAUACAACUUGAAUCUAAUCCAGUAGAAAAUAAGCCUUUAAUAGAAGAUCAAAUAAGUGAAUCAAUAUUAAAUAAAUAGCAUUACUUUAAAAUGUAACCAAAAGAAGGAUAUCCAGAUACUAGUUAUAUUAUAUAAGCUUAAUUAAUGUAUUAAGAUAUAAUAGAAAUAUUUGAAGAAUAAAUACCAGAAGAAUAAGUAGAUGAAGGAACUACAAACACAGAUGAAGGAACUACAAACACAGAUGAAGGAACUACAAAUACAGAUGAAGGAACUACAAACACAGAUGAAGGAACUACAAAUACAGAUGAAGGAACUACAAAUACAGAUGAAGGAACUACAAAUACAGAUGAAGGAACUACAAAUACAGAUGAAGGAACUACAAAUACAGAUGAAGGAACUACAAAUACAGAUGAAGGAACUACAAAUACAGAUGAAGGAACUACAAAUACAGAUGAAGGAACUACAAAUACAGAUGAAGGAACUACAAAUACAGAUGAAGGAACUACAAAUACAGAUGAAGGAACUACAAAUACAGAUGAAGGAACUACAAAUACAGAUGAAGGAACUACAAAUACAGAUGAAGGAACUACAAAUACAGAUGAAGGAACUACAAAUACAGAUGAAGGAACUACAAAUACAGAUGAAGGAACUACAAAUACAGAUGAAGGAACUACAAAUACAGAUGAAGGAACUACAAAUACAGAUGAAGGAACUACAAAUACAGAUGAAGGAACUACAAAUACAGAUGAAGGAACUACAAAUACAGAUGAAGGAACUACAAAUACAGAUGAAGGAACUACAAAUACAGAUGAAGGAACUACAAAUACAGAUGAAGGAACUACAAAUACAGAUGAAGGAACUACAAAUACAGAUGAAGGAACUACAAAUACAGAUGAAGGAACUACAAAUACAGAUGAAGGAACUACAAAUACAGAUGAAGGAACUACAAAUACAGAUGAAGGAACUACAAAUACAGAUGAAGGAACUACAAAUACAGAUGAAGGAACUACAAAUACAGAUGAAGGAACUACAAAUACAGAUGAAGGAACUACAAAUACAGAUGAAGGAACUACAAAUACAGAUGAAGGAACUACAAAUACAGAUGAAGGAACUACAAAUACAGAUGAAGGAACUACAAAUACAGAUGAAGGAACUACAAAUACAGAUGAAGGAACUACAAAUACAGAUGAAGGAAAUACUAAUACAGAUGAAGGAAAUACUAAUACAGAUGAAGGAACAGAUGAAGGUACAUUAGGAGAAGAAGAAGAAGAAGAAGAAGUUAUUCAUUUUUACAAACAAAUAAAUAUUUUUACAUAUCUUAAUUUUACAAUAGAUAUAGAUUAUGUAGGAGUUUCUGUAAUAAUAUUAGGAGGAGACCGUUUUAUUUCUGAAGGAUAAUCUUUAACUUUAGAAGCAUAAUAUUGGGAUGGAAUAGAUGAAGGAUCAUCUUAUAAUAGUGAUUCAUCUAUUGGAUUGUUAUGGGAAUGUAUUUAAGUAGCCACUAAUAAAUCAUGUUAAUUAAAUGAUGGAAGUGACGUAGUUUUUGAAGAGAAUGUUACUAGUAUAUCUUUGGAAGGGGAAAUAUUUAAAAUUGGACAGCAAUAUUAAGUUUCAGUUACAGCUUAUAAAGAUUUGAUUAGAAGAUAUUAUAAAUAUGUUAGUAAUGUGAUUUGUUCAUUUAAAUCAGUUGAGGAAUUAAUAGCUGAAUUUCCUAUAGUAGCAUAAACUAAAAAUAUUGAUAUUCAAUAACCUAUAACAUUUACUUUUAUUCCCAAUUACAAUCUGAUUGCUUAUUACAAUUACACUAUUAUAGUGUUGUAUGAUAAUUAUGAAAUUUCUAAAUAAACUCUAAAUUAUCCUUAAAAAACUUUAAAGCUUAUUGAUUAUUUACCAAGUACAUUAUCUGUAUAAACAUGUACAAUAUAAAUAAUUCAAUAAUCAUAGACAUUUUACUAAAUGGCUAUUUUACCUAUUAUGUUUAAUCUUCCUCCUCAAAAUGCUUAAAUUACAAUAUCUACUUCUAAUGGAGUAGCUAUUGAAACUAUCUACAAUAUUGUAAUAGAAGGUGCAGAGGAUUAAGAUCUACCUCUUUAAUAUAGAUUAAGUUUAUAUACAUCCUAAUCUAAUUUCUUAUAAGAUUUAAUGUAAUCAUCUCAUUUAAAUCAAAUCAUCUUAACUGAUUAUUAAUUUUCUAAUACUUUCUCAUGUAGAUUACCUUCAGGAUUCGAUUCUAAUCUUAAUACUACUUCAUAUAUUGUACUAAUGGCUUAAAUUAAAGAUUCAAGAGGUGCUGUUAGUAAUGUUACGAUGAUUAUUGGAAAUUCACCUUAAUUCAAAUUAUGGAAGGCUUAUCUCAUUUCUGUCAAUGAUUUUAAAACCUCUGUUACUUAGCACUCUAAUAAAACUGAUGUUAUUGCUUCCAGUCUAGAAUUAUUAUCCUUCUACUUUGAUUUCUAGAAGAAUAACUUUAAUUGCGCAGAUCUUGCUCCUACUAUGAAAAUCUUAUAUGCUAAACUUAAAUCUUAAGUAAUUAACGAUUUAGAUGCUAUCUAUUCUAGAAAUAAAAUACUUAGUUUUUAUGAUCAAACUAUGUUUCAAAUGUAUUUAUUAAAUGAAACAGAAAAAUCAAAUCUUAUUUAAACUAAAUUAUAAUCUAUUCUAGAUACUUCAUUUUAGUUCAAAACAAAACUUUUAGCUGCGUUAGCCUUAUCAUAAUAAAGAGAAUAUUAUGGUGAUUUAACCAGUUUAAUUGAUAUUGAUUAUUUUCAAUUUAUAUUAAUUGAAUAAUUGAAACAAUUCAAUUCAGUCCUUAGUUAAAAAUUGAAUAUAAAACAAAUUGAAUAAACCUAUAAUUUAUUAAGUAAUACAACUCUCCAAAAAUGGAGAUUAAAUCAUACAGAAUUAGCUCUUGAAAUGGAUACUAAAGAAGAAGAAGAAAAAGCAAAUGGUACCACUAUCAAUUAUUAACUCAUCAAAUAUAAUACUGUCAUAAAAUUCAUCUAACCAUUUACAGUUGAUGAAAUAUUUGGCUUUUCUAAUAUAAAUCUAUCAGAAACCUUAACUAACUUUAGAAAUCAAUUUAAUUUCACAUCUACCUAACUUACUGCUAUUACAGAUUCAUUGCAAAAAUUUUGUAAAAUUAACGAAUCACCUUUAGAAUUUAAUACUACUUUUGUUUCUAUUAAACUUUAAUUACUUACUUAUGAUUAUUUCAAAUCAUAAUACAAUUUUAAUGAAAAUAAAAGAUUGUUGACAUAACUAAAUUCAACUUAUAAAUAUUUAAUUGUUGUACAUAAAUAUACAAUCAAUCCUUAUAUGAUAGACGAAGAUUUCUUUAACUUUACAGGAACUUUUGCUUUUGAUUAAACAUUUCCUCUUUAUUAACCACUUAUUUAUGAGAUUUCUAAUAACACUGUAUAAAAUGUAUUAGAAGAAAUUGAUUUAAAUGAAUUUACAGUUGAUUUUAUUGUUCCAAACUCAAGUUUAAGUAUUCUAAAUCAAUACUAAUGUGCUCAAGUAAAAUUAUUAUUAUAUUUAAAAAUAAGAAAAAAACCAAAUGGAGAAGUGAUGAUUCUAAUUGUACUAGAAAAGUAGAAUAUCUAACUAAAAUUUUUUAAUUCAAAAUUUGGUGUAUUUGUCCAUAUUUUAGUGAAACUACAUUAAUUAGACCAUUUUAUGUUGAAGAAAUAGCACUUCUAAAACCUAAACUAUUCAGUACAAAAUAAUUUGAAUUAUUAUAGGCUAUGAUAACUUUAUGGACUACACUUUUGGUUUAUAUUGUAUUGGAUUAACUGGAGGUUUAUUAUUGUUAUCAAUACUUGGAGUAUUAAUGGACAAAUCAAAUGCAGAUAAAAUUAAAUUGGAAGAAGAAGAAAUGGAAAAAGAAAGAAUUCAAAUUAUUUUUUCUUAUAGAGUGAAAAAAAGAAGGGCUUAAUAAGAAGAAGAUUCUAAAACAUUUCUUUCAGAAUCAAAAACAUUUAGUAAUACAUAUACUUAGACUGAGUCUCAACCUAUUAAUAGCAAUAGUGAUAUUGGUAUUCAAGAAUUAAGUUGUAAAUUCAUUUUUAUUGGAAUAUUUGUAAUGAUUUUAUUAUUAUUAAAGAAACUGGAAGAAUUAAUAUCAGUUUUUUUGUAUUAUGAUGAUUAUGUCUUAAGACCGAUCAGAUUUCUAGCUAUCUAUCUAAAAUUAAUUGUAAUGUUGUCAGUCUCUGGAGUUUUGCUAAGUGAAGUCAAUAUCAUUUAAUAAUAUGGAAUUAUCAUUUUAGUUUCAGAAAUUUCAGCACUUGUUGUAAAAAUCGUUAAAGCAAUCUUUUCAGGGAAAUUAAUAUAAAUUAUAACAGGAGCAAUAGCUACUCUUUGUAUAUUGGCUUUAUCUUUUUAUAGCAUAGUAGAUAGAGUAAUUAUUACAAUUAUUUAGGCUUUUGGAAAAGAGUAAGAAUAUUUGGAUAAUUGGAUGUAAUUUUAUGCAAUAUGUAUUGGAAUCUAUUUCAUUAUUUUGGAUCCAAUUUAAAGUAUUUUGAAAAUGUUUCUUUAUCCAUGGUGUAGAAAAUAAAUUGAGACUCAAUAAGAGACUCCAAUAUUACAUCUACUAUAUUUUUUAAUUACUCAAAAUGAUUUGAGAACAUAUUUCAAAGUUAUAACUGAGAAAUAAUUGGUUGAAGAUUAAGAGAAUUUAGAAGUAGAAAAAGAUUAAUUUUAAGAAAAAAAAGAGGAAAAUCUUUAAGAAAUUUGA